This is a messenger RNA of Bicyclus anynana (squinting bush brown), 2877 nucleotides long. It is a transcript of the gene fws, whose product is annotated as conserved oligomeric Golgi complex subunit 5. The record is from RefSeq and is a predicted model, not a curated record. The coding region runs from base 156 to 2396 and encodes 746 amino acids. The transcript has 2 exons. Gene Ontology annotation, cellular component: COG complex. Gene Ontology annotation, biological process: intra-Golgi vesicle-mediated transport. Lineage: Eukaryota; Metazoa; Arthropoda; Insecta; Lepidoptera; Nymphalidae.
ACAAAAUAAAAAUAUCCAAAUUGAUGACGAUCAAUGUUUUAGGAUUUUCAUAUUUUAAUUUCAAAUAUAAAAAUAAAUUAAGAAUCAACUUUUAAGUUUGAAAUAAGUAUAACUAAAUGUAACGUAAAUACAUAACUUAACUAAACGCUUCAAAUAUGGAUUCAAAAGACAUUUGCAUAGAAAUCGAGAACGAUGAGUUUUACAGCAAGUUUCUUGUGGAAUCGGUGAAGCCGCUGGUCGGCGAAAACAUAUCCGUGACAGAACAGGUCAACAAGCUGACCCAAGGGAUCGAGAAGCUCACAAAGAGUCUGGAAUCGCAAGUUUUAGCCAAACACAAUGACUUACUUACACAGGCAAGUAACAUUUCCGAUUUGGAGGCGAUGUUGGAGACCGUACGAUCUCAAGUGCAAGUAUUGCUCCGAGGCGCUGACAAACUCAAAGAUCGAGUGCACACACCCUAUCACGAGCUAGAAACACAAACUAUUAUGCUCGAAAGAGUCCAAACAACAUGCAACCUCCUCAGACAUACAUCUAAAAUAUUAAUGUUGUGGAAUAAACUCAUUGCAGUCAAAGAUAACCCUACAAAAGAAGCCAUGAUUCUUUUUGAGUUAAACGAACUAAUUAGCGAUUAUGAUUUCAAAGGUAUAACUUUACUUGAUGAUGUUUUAAUACAAGUUGAACAACAACAGAAGAAGUUGUUGCAAAGCUCCACCGACUUGUUACAAACUAGCCUGUUGAACGGAGAUAAGGUGAAACUUCUUCAGUGUUUCAAAGUGUUUCACAAUCUCCAGUGUACGGAGGAACAAAUCAAAUGUACAGUGGACAGCAUUUUAAAGGAUUUGAGGAAGGAAAUUAACACUGCACUAAAUGUACAAAUGGUGUCCAUUGAAGUUAAAAAAUCUAGUUCAGGCAGGAUUGCUCCUGGUAAAGCCAACAUAAUGAACGCUCAGGAUUUUAAGAUUAAACUCUGGGACAACAUUGAUAAGCUGUUUAAAAAUGAAAUGUACAACAGUUGCAUUAAAGUAGUGAUGCUGCAAAAUGUUGUGAACGAAUUACACGCUAUUGGAAAUUUCAGGAAUAUAGCAAAAAAGUUUUGGGAUGAACUGUCCAUAAUCUUCAGCAAUGAACUGGAGAAAAGUCCAUCUACAGUCAGUCAAUCUGUUGAGAUUGAUUUCCCAAAGCUACUGAAAUGUUUUAACGAUUUGCUGUCAAGAUUGAAAUGUAAGAACUUAGAAAUGAACCGUUCAUGUUUGACCAAAUGGGAGAAUUCGUUUUUAUCCAAGUCCUUGGCCAAACUUCUGGAGCCUGUGAGAAGCAUGUGGCAUUUGAACCAAGUGCCAACGAUGGAUCAAGUUGACAACGCCAUAAGAGUGAUAGCUGAAGCUCUAAGUAUUUCCUUGGCUGAUAAGAAUUUGAGUAUCAGCUUGGCGAAUAGUGUGGCAAAGAGCAUAAAACAAAUGAAUGUAGAAGCUGAACAACGUUUGUCAAUGGACAGUGACGUUGCACAGAUCAUAGAAGCACCGACAAGCUCCCAACAAAAGAACGCUGACUUGUGCAAUGUCUUGCACUACUUUACAUCACAAAUAAAAAGAGUCCUUGCUAACAUGAACUCCAUGCUACCCCAAGAAAGCAUUCAAAUAGUCCAGAACAGUUUAAAAGACAUCUCCAGUCUCCCGAUUCUCAAUAUGUUUGCUGAAUCAAUAAAAAAUUCUCUAUACCUUAUAUUAAUGACCAUGCAUGACGAGCCAGAUUUAAUCAGAGCAGAGGACCCAACUAACAAAACACUAUCUUGUUCUCCGUACAUGAAAGAGUUACAACAGUUUGUUUCACGUUGCAAAGACAUAUAUCUGUCGUUGUUUCAUGACAAACAGGCAUUGAAUGAAUGCUGUAUCAACAUAUCAAAAUGUUGUAUAGAAAGGUUUAUGCAGCAUGUAUGUAAUGUACGCCCUAUCAGUACGUAUGGAAGGGCAAAACUACAGGCUGAUUGCAAACACUUGGAAACAUCUUUAUCGCCUUUAGUAAAUGAUAUAACAGAGUUGGGAGACCAUUAUCGUCAGCUGAAGGCUUUGACUCUGCUUUUAGAGAAGAAGCCGCAAGAUAUAGCUAAGAGCCAACACGAAGGGGCGUUAUUACCUUACUCUUUGGUUAUGAUGUACCUCUUUUCAUAUGGAGGACAGCAAUUAUUGGCACCACAUGCAUGCGCAGGUUGGAACACCCACAAGCUGAUACAGUGGCUCGAGAGUCACAAGAACGAGCGAGACCGUUUGGAGUUUGUGGCCGGGGCGCUGCAGAGGUACCAGAACCAUGUGAGACAGAACCAAAUAACAUGUUACGAUGAGGUUUACCCCAUACUGUUGCAGUUACUGGAAGACGCCAGGAAGACAUUGAAAAAAUAACCAAAUCUAAAAAAGUAACUAUAGGAAAUCUUUUCUACUAGAACACUAAGAAAUUUUGUGCAUAUUACAAAACAAAGUCCUAUGUCACUUGUCUUUCUGUUUGUGUUAAAUUCUAAACUACUGACCAGAGGAGGGAUGCCUAUCUUGCAUCAUCACUUACCAUCAGGUGAGAUUGUAGUAAAGGGAUAACUUGUAAAAAAUAAUCAGUUUCACUAAUGGAUUCAGAAGGGUUCCACACUGAGAAAACCGGCGUUUUUACACUAGUUAAAAACCUUAAGCACGCCACUGAGUCCAAUGGGUGGGAAACAUAGGUUGGGUAUCAAACUGUAAACUUCUGUAAUUAGAGUCCCUUAAUAGAUAAGCUAUUGAUGUUGAUUAUGUACUAAUAUCAAACAACUUAGAUAUAGUUUGUAAAUAUAAUAAAAUACGUGAAUUUGUACUAUAUAACAUAUUUAUUAAAAUAAAGUUUGUUGAACAUAAA